Messenger RNA from Balearica regulorum gibbericeps (East African grey crowned-crane), 1386 nucleotides. RefSeq names its product ankyrin repeat and SOCS box containing 10 (gene ASB10). Lineage: Eukaryota; Metazoa; Chordata; Aves; Gruiformes; Gruidae. Gene Ontology annotation, molecular function: protein binding. The record is from RefSeq and is a predicted model, not a curated record. Gene Ontology annotation, biological process: intracellular signal transduction. Gene Ontology annotation, cellular component: cytoplasm.
AUGGACUGCACCUUUCCCUUCAGCUCUGCCACACAACGCUUGCUGCAGCUGGAUGAGGAGCAGUUGGAUCAGUGGAAGCACUCUCGGCGUAUCAGGCCCCAGCACCACCACAGCGAGCGCAGCCUGAGCCCGGUUGGCCGGGGAUGCCAGAGCAGCCGCCUGGAGCCACUGGAGUGCCGGGAUCUGCUGGUCCAGAAUGCGCUCUUCACUGGGGACCUGGAGAUGGUGCAGAAGUACUUCACCAAGAGUGCAGCCAUCAAUCUCAUCAUUGAGACCAAGGGUGAUGAGCUGCGCUGGACUAGCAGGAAAUUUGGACUGUGGUCUCUGAGCUAUGAGCAGGAGCUCACCACGCCGCUGCACAUCACAGCCAGCCGGGGCUACACAGACUGCCUGCACCUCCUGCUGCUCAGGGGUGCUGCCGUCAACUUUGCACCAGGCGGUAAGACUGCACUGCACGAGGCUUGUGCAGCAGCCAGUACAGACUGCGUGCACCUGCUGCUCAACUUUGGUGCUGACCCUGAGGCUGUCUCUGAGGAUGGCUACAAGCCCCUGCAUCUCUGCAAGAGCCCACACUCCAUUGAGUGUGUCCAGCAGCUGCUGCAGCAUGGCGCCAGUGUGAACAGUCGGACAGAGGAAGAAGAUGACACAGCACUGCAUGUAGCAGCACGGCAUGGCCUCACAGACCACGUCCAGCUGCUUCUGCGCUAUGGGGCAGAGCUGGAGGCAAAGAAUGAGGAGGGGCAGACGCCACUGAAUGCUGCCUGUGCUCAGCCCCAUCAACCCCAGGACAUGGACCGCUACUACCGGGUCUGCCAGCUGCUGGUGGAGAGUGGUGCUAGCAUCAAUGCUGCAGAUAGGGACCGCCAGCACCCACUUCACCUGGCCUGCAAGAAUGCCAAUGCUCAAGUAGCAGAGUUACUGCUGGCCCGGGGUGCAAAUGUCAACAUCAUGAACUACAGCGGCAACACGGCACUGCACAAUAUCCUGCAAGCAACUGCCUACAAGCUAGAGCACCACCCAGAGCUUGUGGUGCAAGCCCUGCUCAACUACGGUGCCAUCCGCAUCUGGCCUGGCUCACUCCUCAAGGUGCUGCAGUACUGCCAUACCUGCCCGCGUGUCAUCGAGGCCCUGAUGAACAGCUAUGAUCAUGUGCGCAUCUCCGAGGACUGGGUGGAAGUGGUUCCAGCAGAGGUUGUACAGAAAUACCCACGUUUCUACCAGUCACUUUUCUCCCUGGAGCAAAGACCUCGCUCUUUGCAGCACCUGGCUCGCUGCACACUCAGGACCUUCCUGGAGGGCCGUUUGCUUCCGGUCCUGUCUCAGCUGCACCUGCCAAGUGCCUUGCACCGUUACCUGCUGCUCAGCUUCGAGGACGUUCUUUACUAA